Molecule: messenger RNA, 1275 nt
Organism: Peniophora sp. CBMAI 1063
Lineage: Eukaryota; Fungi; Basidiomycota; Agaricomycetes; Russulales; Peniophoraceae
Source: the annotation of a GenBank genome assembly
AUGCGGAUGUCCACCUUCCACGACGCGCAUUACCUGCACUCAACGUCCAUCACGACAUGUCCACGUCGGCACCUUCCACCAGAGAUAUGGUUCAUCAUCUUUGACUUUGCGACUUUCGUACCACAUUGCUUCGAUGCCGGCGUGCCCGAUCCCUUCAACUGUCCACGUAGAUUGGGAGUCGGUGACGAUACUUUCAUGCUCGAUCUACGCGGCGAUUUGCGCGCAACACACAGAGCCCUAAGGUCCAAGCGCGCGAUCUCCCGCGUUUGCAGGACCUGGCACGAUCUCAUGACCCCGCUUCUCUACGAAGCCGUGUCCGUUGUUCGAGAUUCCGAUAUACUCUCUCUGGCGCAACUGCUCAAGCCAAAGGAUGUUGAAGAACUUCAAUCAGGUCUGGGGAAAUACACCCGACGCCUAGACAUCUCCCUGCCGCACAUAUCGGUGGAACAGGAACCUGCUUUGCAGGAGCUCAUAUGUCAAUUGCCCAAGCUGGAGGUCUACGUGCUACGCGCCUGCUCGGACUCGAACGAUGGUCAUUAUAUGACUUUACGUCUUAUAGAGGCGCUCGCCGCUACUUGCAUCGGCACUCUACGCAGCGUGAUAUGGACUAUCACCAUCAGAAUCAAACAAUUCCUACCGGCAAGCAUUCAACAUGUGUACAAUCUAGUCGAUGAUGCACCGAAUCUGAGAGCGCUCCUGCUCCCACCCAUCUUCGUGUUGAAAGCGCGAAAGUACCUCAUGUUCACAGAGGCUCAAUCCCAUACUUGCCGCUCAUUCAUCUCCCCCGUCGCCGAUUCUCGAGGCGAUGUCGAUAUCAUUGAGGACCAUCCGAGUUACGCCUACGCACCCCUGGCAUCAGGCCAUCCAACGCUCGCGGGAGAUACGGCGUACGUGCUGUAUCCGAUGCGCUUCCGCAGCGAGUACAUCGAGCGCUUGACGGAGAUACGAAAGGUCGUUCUGUACUGUCGACAUAGCGGAGAGUUCGCAGACUACGUGACGACAGGCCACCGCCUCGUUCUUCCCAAAGAUGCGACACAUAUCGGACUACACUUCGGCUUCACGCAGGCUCCGAAUUCCGUAUACCGAGCGAUUCGGAAGUUCCUGCGGGACGUCACCGAGAUGGGAUACCACCCUCAGGCCGUGCGCCUUUUGGACGAGAAGAUCGUGAGCGACUUGACGUGCAAGCACAAGGCAGAGCUGCGUCGAAUGGUUGAAGAGGAGAGGCCGUUCCGAGUUGAGGAUCAUGUAGGGAAACCAUUGAGGAUAAUAGAUUAG